CGCCAAGAGACUUAGCGUCUCAGAGUCCCCGUCUGCGGGGCCCUGCGGGGCGCUCGCGGCGCUGCUGAGCGCGCGCCCGCGCGCGCGCGCCUGGGGGCGCCGAAUGGGGGCGGCCUCUUGCGGCUGGGCAGCGCGGCCCAGGAGGUGAGCCUCGGGCCGAGGCGCUGCCUGCGGGCCCGCCGGCGCCCCGGCAGGCAGGGGGAUGGGCAACCUGCGCUGGCGGUGCCAGAGGCCCAAGGCGCGUCCUCAGUGCAGGGCUUUCGGAUGCUGCUUCGAGCAGUGUCGCGUCAAUCGUCAUCUCCGUCAUGAUCCAGAUGCACCUGCAGGACAUGCGUCUGAACAUGGUCGGAGACGCGGAGAAAGUUUUCCUAGACACUUGCUUGCGCGACUUCGAAGGGGUUUCGACACUUGAUCCGAGGUACCGCUCCAAGCGCAGAAAGUGCGUGCAGGAGUUCCACGACUCGCCCAGGCAUCACUGGCUCCCCAUGGUAAGGCAGCUUGUGGACCAGGGCGUCUGCGACCCAGGGGACCUCUGCGACAGCGGAGACCCUGGCCAGUGCGCGGACGAGGUGGCCGCAUGCUAUGCCCUCGUGGACAGCUCCAGGCACCCAUCCAAGACAGUCGCGGAGGCUGCGUCUCUGGAGUCCCAGUUCGUGGAGACUUGCAGGAGAGCGGGCCGCUGGGACGGCUACGAGCACGAGGUCCAACUCGAGUACUGCAUGUGGAAGCACAUGAGUGCCGCGGGGAUCUGCACGAACACCGUGCGGACCACCUGUCCCGAGGAUGAUAGCUGCUGCCCUCUUCCACAGAGCUACGUCGACGAGGCCGGCGAAAGCGUCCCGUCCGGGCCUCGGGUCUUUCACUGCCAGCGCUCCCCUGUGCUCGGCAUCUUCUGCCAGCACUCCGACUACGCCGCGCCGCCCCCUGGGUCGGGGCCGUGCACGCAGAUGAGCUGCCCCGGCAGCUUCCAGUGGUGCACGGACCUGGCGGACCUCUCGGGCCAGUGCUUGGGGACGCCGUGCCAGGAGUACCACCGCUCGCUGGCGUACGCCGCCCUCCUCGUCGCGAGCGCCGCGCUGGGGCUGCUGCUCGACCUGGCGGACGCCGCCGCGUGGGCGUGCCGACCGCGGGCCGCCCUCCCGAAGGCCGCGGCCGGCUUCCUCGCCGCAGCGGCGAAGCUCACGGGGCUGGCGCUGCUGCUGGCCUCCGGCAUCGGGGACCUCGUGGACGCGGUCGUCGCGAAGGGCUGCUUCAAUCCUGCGGGCGCCCGGAUGCUCGACGAAGACCUGCGCGGCCUGCUCGCCGCCUUCGGCCUCGCCUGCGGCUCCGCGGGGGCGGCGUCCCUCGCCGCCGCUCCCCUGUCGGCGCUGUGGGUGGGGCACUUCUCGGAGCUGCCCUACGCGCGCCGGUCGCUGAGCGCGUGACCUUGUCGGGGGCAACUCCCCCCCUGUCGUUUUCCCCUCGCCUUGGCGCGCUGUCCCCGGCGCGGCGCGGCGUCGGAAAGGUGCGUGCUGCGUGCGUGCUCUGCAGCUGCCUACGGCAAUCUCCGCCACCGUGCUCGCCCAGCAUGCUGUGUGGCGGCUCUUCGACGGGGCACGGCAGGCGGUCCCGUGUGACACCUCGUGUCUCCCGGCUUGGGAGGCUGCCCUGCGCGCGCGGGGCGCUGAGCGCGUGGCAUUGGUGUCCGUGUCCGGCGCGGUCUCGGG
This is a messenger RNA of Prorocentrum cordatum, 1706 nucleotides long. The record is from the annotation of a GenBank genome assembly. Lineage: Eukaryota; Dinophyceae; Prorocentrales; Prorocentraceae.